Messenger RNA from Chelonus insularis, 797 nucleotides. Its product is annotated as vesicle transport protein SFT2C. The coding region runs from base 28 to 642 and encodes 204 amino acids. The record is from RefSeq and is a predicted model, not a curated record. Lineage: Eukaryota; Metazoa; Arthropoda; Insecta; Hymenoptera; Braconidae. The transcript is spliced from 3 exons. Gene Ontology annotation, biological process: vesicle-mediated transport. Gene Ontology annotation, cellular component: membrane.
UUUUUGUUAUUUGUAUUCAUUUUGAAAAUGGCUGAUCUUAAUAAAGAAUUGAAUGAAUAUCUUCUGAAUAACAAAACCGAAAAACAACAUAAACUACCAGCUCUACCAACGAUAACAGUUUUAAAGCCAUCAUUAGAAAAAUGGUUUAAAAAAUCUUCAGAACCAAAAUCAGAAGAAUCUAGGUGGACAGAGAGUGCUCAAAGUUGUUUUCCUACUUUGACUAGACUUCAGCGACUUACUGGAUUUGUAUUAUGUAUUUUGAUGGGUAUUCUUUGCUUCUGUUUAUCAGCUAUCUAUGUACCUGUACUACUUCUUAAAGCCAGAAAGUUUGGUCUUUUAUAUUCAUUAGGAAGUUUAUUCAUUUUACUAAGUUUCACAUUCUUAUGGGGACCUUUGAAUUAUUUUAAAUCUUUAUUCACCCCUGAAAGACGUUGUUUUACCAUCUCAUAUUUGCUAACAUUAGGAGGAACACUCUAUUGUGCAUUGCAUCUGCAAUCAACACCACUGACUAUAUUUUGUGGAGUUUUACAAAUAAUAACAUUAUUAUAUUUCUUGGUGAGUCAUAUUCCAGGAGGAACUACUGGACUUAUGUAUUUUGGAAAAUUAUUCAAGUCGCCAGUUAGUUCAACAUUACCUAUAUGAUGUAUGUUUUAAAAGUAUAAUUUUUUAUCAUAAACUACAAAAGACUGGUUUAAUAAUUUAGGGAUUAUUUUACAAAUUUAUCUAUAAUUUUAGUGAGCAAGAUUAAAUUUAAUAUUAAUAAUGUUAACUAGAUAAUUUGUAAAAAUGUAAAUAGC